AUGGCCAUUUGUCAGUUCUUCCUUCAAGGCCGGUGCCGCUUUGGAGAUCGGUGCUGGAAUGAGCAUCCUCGUGCCAGGAGUGCAGGCGGGGCGCGGAAGCAACCUCAGCAGCAGGCCUCAGGUAGUACCAGACAGUGGAAUGACGGUAAUCAGAGAUCCUCCAGUGUGAUCCAGCCAUCCAGUUUCUCCAAGUCUCCGCCAUUAGGGGGCAGCAGAGAGCAAGUGAAUCCAUCAGGCAGCACUCUUGGUUCUGGAACUUCAUCUAGCAGCAGUGGAGAUUUGAGAUUAUCUCAGAGCUCACUUACUUCACUUAACUCUGAUGAGCAGAAAGAUGAAAAGAAACUUAUAAAAGGAACUAUAAAAGAUAUGGAGGUUUGGGAAUCAUCAGGACAGUGGAUGUUUUCUGUUUAUUCUCCAGUGAAAAACAAGCCUAAUGUUUCAGGCGUAUGUCACUAUGAAAUUCCUGACAAAGACGUCAAAAAACUAUUACUAAGUUUUCUUAAUGAAAUAAAGGAAAACACGGGAAACUUUUUAGAAGAAUUCAGGAAAACAAUACAAGAACAAAAUGAAAAAUUCAUUAAAGAGAUCAUUUAG
This is a messenger RNA of Elephantulus edwardii (Cape elephant shrew), 594 nucleotides long. RefSeq names its product nucleoporin-like protein 2-like. The transcript has 2 exons. Lineage: Eukaryota; Metazoa; Chordata; Mammalia; Macroscelidea; Macroscelididae. Bases 1 to 594 code for a protein of 197 amino acids. Gene Ontology annotation, molecular function: metal ion binding; nuclear export signal receptor activity. The record is from RefSeq and is a predicted model, not a curated record. Gene Ontology annotation, cellular component: nuclear envelope.